Lemur catta (Ring-tailed lemur) is the source of this 2679-nucleotide messenger RNA. Its product is annotated as doublecortin domain-containing protein 1-like. Gene Ontology annotation, biological process: regulation of mitotic cytokinesis; intracellular signal transduction. The transcript is spliced from 20 exons. The record is from RefSeq and is a predicted model, not a curated record. The coding region runs from base 154 to 2679 and encodes 841 amino acids. Gene Ontology annotation, molecular function: microtubule binding. Lineage: Eukaryota; Metazoa; Chordata; Mammalia; Primates; Lemuridae.
CACAGAUCGGAAACGCCGCUCCGCCCACUGCGACGCGGUAGCUAUGGUAACUAGUCAGCUCUUCGCCGGAGUUUACUAGCAAAGUAGUCUUCAUCAAUGAACAUUCAUUGAAUUUCUACAAGGCAAUGCACUAAGCAGGAGAGAGACAAAGAGAUGAAAAUGGCAAAAAUAGAAGCAGAAGAUCACAGAGAAGCACUGUCUCAGUCUUCUUUAUCCCCCUUGACGAAAGUAAUGGAGGUAUCACAGCAAAGCAACCCUGAAGGUACCUUGGAUGGGAAUACUGUGGACCCAAUUUACAAUUAUGUUUUGAAUGAUUUACCAAGGGAUUUUAUGUCAUCCCAGGCAAAAGCAGUUAUUAAAACUACUGAUGAUUAUUUGCAGCUUCAGUUUGGCCCCAACAGCCUUUUGCAUUCAGCAGCAGUAUCAGAAGGGUCAGGACUUCAAGAUUGCUCCACACAUCAAACAGCAUCAGAUCACAGCCGUGAUGAAAUACCAGACCUAGACAGCUACAAAUCAAACAGUAAAAACAAUUCUUGGUUUAUAUCAGCAUCCAAGAGAAACAGACCUAUCAGUGCUCCAGUGGGUCAACUGAGGAUUACAGAAUUUUCUUCUUUAAAAUUUCAGUUGGCCCAGAAUUGGCAUAGAUUGUCUCAAAGACACGAACUUCAACCAAGAGUGAUUAAAGUAACAGCUUACAAAAAUGGAUCUAGAACAGUCUUUGCCAAAGUUACUGUACCAACCAUCACCUUGUUGCUGGAGGAGUGCACAGAAAAGCUGAACCUGAACAUGGCCGCAAGACGAGUGUUCUUGGCAGACGGCAAGGAAGCCCUCGAACCUAAAGAUAUACCCUAUGAAGCCGACGUUUAUGUUUCAACGGGAGAGCCUUUUUUAGAUCCGUUCAAAAAAAUUAAAGACCAUCUGUUGUUAAUGAAGAAAGUAACUUGGACAAUGAAUGGGUUGAUGCUUCCUACUGAUGUCAAAAGACGGAAAACCAAGCCUGUUCUUUCUACUAGAAUGAAGAAACUUACUCAGAGGACCUCAGUCCGAAUUCUGUUCUUUAAAAAUGGCAUGGGACAGGAUGGGCAUGAGAUUACAGUGGGAAAGGAAACAAUGAAAAAGGUUUUAGAUACUUGUACGAUCAGAAUGAAUCUAAAUUCACCAGCCAGAUAUCUUUAUGAUUUGUAUGGCAGAAAAAUUGAAGAUAUUUCAAAAGUUCUUCUGCUUGAAAAAUGCCUGCAAAAUUCCAUCACACCUUUGCGGGGACCACUUUGGGUCUCUAAGGGAGAAGGUUUCAGCCCCUCAGGAGCUAAAGUGUACAUCCAAGGAGUUCUUUUGGCCUUGUACCAACGAUUAAAGUCUGCAAAAAAAUAUUAUAAACAGAAGACAGCCAGAAGGCAGCCAUCUCCAAGCCAGGAAGAGAGCCCUCAUCAGAACAUGACUUUGAACCUGGCUGUGAAUGAACAGAAGGAGGAAAUUACAGAGAAAGUCAUUCUUUCAAUGACAGUGAAGGAAAACCAUAAGGCACAAGAAGAAGUGAGCAGGCUGAUUGAUGAAUUGCAGACAGCUAUCAAAAGCAACAAAGGUCAUCUCUCUAAACUUGGCCCCCAAUUACAGGCUGAGCAGGAGCAAUUCUCCUCUUAUGUCUACCAACACAUUAAAAGCCUUCCAGCAAACACUCUUAUCCCAGGAGACCUGCAGCUCAAGGUAUUUGAAAAUGGUAAAAACACUGGAGAGAUCUCUGUUCGUAUCAGUAAAAAAGAGUUGAGGUCUAAUAGCCCAACUCAAACUGGCGAUAUGAUGGAAAGAUUACUUCUCAGGAUUCAUCAAAGGCUUCAAGGUUCUUCCAUCAACCCACCAGGCCUCAAUGUUUCCUCAAUCCGGCUUUUUGAUGAGAAUGGUCAACAAAUUAAGAAUCCACUUUUGCUGAAGAAUGAGCAAAAAAUUUGGGUCUCUUAUGGUAAAGCAUACAGAUCUCCACUAAACCCUGUCUUGGGUUUGACCUUUGAUCGAGUGACUGCAUUUGCCAGAGGUGGCAUCAUAGUUGCAUAUAAGACCUUUUUGGAUACUGAUGCUGUUCUGCUACCUGGAUGUGACAAUUGGGAAGUUUGUGAGGGAUUUCCAAUUAAUUUUAACUACACCAGUCAACAGAUACCUGAGCAGUUUGAAAAGGUGGACUUGGAGAAUCAUUUUCUACAGAACAAGACUGGAAUGAUCCUAAGCCGAGCAAUAACUCAAGGCUGCCUAGCCAUUGGUCAUCCAAUCAGAGUCAAGACUGCUGAGGGAACAUCACUAGAAGGAUAUAAAUUAGUCCUACAGAAAAGACACAAAAGAGAUGAAUUUCAGAAGUGGGUGUUUGGAACUGAUGGCUGUAUUUAUUCUAAGGCUUAUCCUCAGUUUGUUCUGACCUACCUAGAGGAGCUAAAUGCACAAGUGGAUGUGGCCCAGACAGAGUAUCACAUUCACCACGGUGCCUGGACCACAGCUCAUCAGGAACGUGGCAGAAACUUAGCAGAAGAGGUUCUGCAAAGAAGUGCUAGCAACUCUGUUCUGAAGCAACUGCCAGAACCCUCAGACAGCCAUUUAAUGCCAGAAGGUUCUCUUGAGGAGACAGGACAGCUGACAGUGGCACUAGUGAGGAAACUGGAAGAGAAACAUCCUAAGGCUUCUGCUCAGAGGUAA